Nymphalis io (European peacock) is the source of this 4843-nucleotide messenger RNA. RefSeq names its product BTB/POZ domain-containing protein 9 (gene BTBD9). The transcript is spliced from 14 exons. The record is from RefSeq and is a predicted model, not a curated record. NCBI's taxonomy places the organism in Eukaryota, Metazoa, Arthropoda, Insecta, Lepidoptera, Nymphalidae. Gene Ontology annotation, molecular function: protein binding. The coding region runs from base 168 to 2138 and encodes 656 amino acids. Gene Ontology annotation, biological process: circadian behavior; modulation of chemical synaptic transmission; adult locomotory behavior.
AAUGUCAAAUAAUAAUUUCGCACGAUUUUCCGAUAAAUAACUUCACAAUAAUAUAAUAACUUAUUGCUAUUUAAUUUCAAGCUAUGUUUUCUGUAUCUAAUUGGGUAUAAAUAACAAUAAAAAGUACCUUGGUAUUGAGAUAUUAAGCAAUAAAAAGGCUGAUGUAGAUGAGCAACAUGAGUAGCCAACACCAGUACAUGUCGGUGAACAGCUCCUCUAGCUCGAGGGUUGGAGACAUAGAACACAUAAGUCACUUGUCUGAGCAUAUAGGAUCUCUGUGCCUCUCGUCAGAGUAUUCAGAUGUGACACUCAUUGUGGAAGGUCAACGUAUACCCGCCCACAAAGUCAUCCUUGCAGCCAGCAGUGAUUACUUCAGAGCUCUUUUGUAUGGAGGCAUGCGGGAAGCUAAUCAGGCGGAAGUGGAGUUGCAGGCACCUUUGCUGGCUUUCAAAGCACUACUACGCUAUGUUUAUUCUGGUCACAUGGGCUUGUCGUUGCUGAGAGAGGACACGGUGCUGGACAUGCUGGGGCUCGCCCACCAGUUCAACUUCCAGGAGCUGGAGGCGGCCAUAUCGGACUACUUGCGGCAGAUUCUCGCGCUGAAGAACGUGUGCGCCCUGCUCGACGCCGCUCGGUUAUAUGGCCUGGACGCCUUGAUGGACUACUGCUACAAUUUCUUGGACAGAAAUGCCACCGAGAUACUUCAACAUGACACCUUUCUGCAGCUCUCCGUUGAAGCACUGCAGGGUCUGUUGGAGCGAGAUUCGUUCUUCGCACCCGAAGUGGACAUCUUCAAGGCCGUUUGUAAUUGGUUCAACGCCAAUCAGCAGUGGGUCAAGUCUGAAAGUGGAAUGGCUCAAGUGGAGAAGAUCCUGAAAUGUGUCCGCCUGACCCUGAUGAGCUUGGAGGAGUUGCUGACGGUGGUCCGGCCCUUCUCGCUCGUGACGCCCGACAUGCUGCUGGACGCCAUACAGGAGAAGACGCAGACGAAGAGCACCGAGCUCCGGCACCGGGGCCUGCUGUUGCCCGAGGAGAACGUGGCGGCGGCGGCCCGCGGCGCGCGCGUGGUGGCGGGCGACAUGCGCGCCGCGCUGCUGGACGGCGACUGCGACAACUACGACAUGGAGCGCGGCUACACGCGACACACCAUCUCCGACGCGCCCGACAACCCGGGCAUCGUGGUGCGCCUCGCCACCACCACCAUCAUCAACCACCUGCGCCUGCUGCUGUGGGACCGCGACAACCGCUCCUACGCCUACUACGUCGAGGUGUCCGUCGACCAGAAGGACUGGGUGCGCGUCGUCGACCACAGCACGUACUUCUGCCGCUCCUGGCAGAACCUGUACUUCGAGCCGCGCGUCGUGCAGUACAUCAAGAUCGUCGGCACCAGCAAUACCGUUAACAAGGUGUUCCACGCGGUGUCGCUGGAGGCGAUGCACAGCGCGCGCGUGCCGCCGCUGUGCGAGGGGCUGGUGCGGCCCACGCACAACGUGGCCACGCUCGACCUGUCCGCCGUCGUCAUCGAGGGCAUCAGCCGCUCUCGCAAUGCGCUGCUGAACGGCGAUACGGAGCACUACGACUGGGAGCAGGGCUACACGUGCCACCAGCUGGGCUCGGGUGCCAUCGUGGUGCAGCUCGCACAGCCCUACAUGCUGUCCUCGCUGCGCAUGCUGCUGUGGGACUGCGACUACCGUCACUACUCCUACUACGUCGAGGUCUCGCUCAACUACUGGAACUGGGACAUGGUGGCCGAUCGCACGCGAGACGCCUGCCGGUCGUGGCAAGUCAUCUACUUCCCGCCGCGGCCCGUCUCCAUCAUCCGCAUCGUCGGCACCAACAACUCCGUCAAUGAGGUGUUCCACCUGGUGCACCUGGAGUGCCCGGCGCAGGUGGAGGAUGCACGCGAAGACCCCGCAGCCAAGAAGCAGCGACCCUCCCGCGACCGAGACCCGCGCCGCAGCCCCGCUGAUGACAACGGCAACGCUGACGAGCGACGCACGCCGAGCCCGCCGAGCCCGCCGAGCGCUCCCAGACCGCCCAGCCCCCCCGCGGACGGAGCGGCGGGCGACGCGACCCCCCGCGCCGCGCUGCCCCCCGCCGAGACCGCCACCGAGGCCGAGGAGGGCUACGACGACUGAACACCGUAGCGGGAGCUCAGCAUGCUCGUGUUCUGCUGCCGGCAUGUCUGGCCGUGUUUCAAAUGAGCGUGUGACGUGUCUCGACCGUGCCCUUCGGUGACGAUUGUGAACGAUACGAACUAGUAAUCUGUCGAGAGUUCGAAAUUCAUAUACUUAUAUCGUAGCUAUCAACGCUAUGGAUAUGUAACAAUGUAUUUCGUGCAAUUAGCUUUUGUAGAAGCUAUGAAUUAUAAACAUGUUAGCAAUACUAUCGAUGCUAUAAAUACUUAUUUUUUUAAAUAUUAAUAAUGAUCGUACCACUUAUACUAUCAGUGAUUUCAUUAGUAGUGACAAUAUUAUAAAUUGUGAUGACUAACAUUCGACGUCACGAUCAAAAUUAUGUAUUCAAUAUACAUAUACUAUUGCCAUGCAGCACUAGUGCUUUAGUGUUGUAUUCUAUUAGCGUCCAAUCACUUAGCGUAUGUCCCUAGAUCGUACAUAUCAUAUUAGCUCAUUCAUAAAAUCAUACACAAUUGUAGAUUUAUAAUAAUUCAACGUGAUUAAAAUUAAAAUGCAAAGUUAGUUAUUAACACAUAGUUUAGUGUUACUCUAUUUAAUUUAUAUAAUGAUAUUUAAUAAUGGUUACCAUUAAAGUUGCAAGAAUCAAUAUGAUCACAAUCAUAAGUUUUAUAUAUAUAUAUAUAUAAUUAUUCAUAAUUAAUAUUUUUAUUUCAAUGUUCCUUCCUAUAGUCAUCUCUCAUCAAAAAAUAAUCACAUGUAAUAAUUGCUAUUUUUCAAGUGACUAUGUACUAAUGUGACAAAAGUAUAUAAUACUAAAUAGUUAUUGUUGUUGUAAUGUGAGCUUUGAAGAACGUCGUUAAUUACUGAAUAUUAACACAUUCAAAUGACAAAAACAUGAAAUUCCCGUUUAUCACAUCAAUAGUUAAAUUUAAAGCUGGUGAAAUUGCGGCAUGCUGUUACAUAUAUAAUAUUAUUAUAUAGUAAACAAGUUUUCCGAAACUCUCUGCAUCUUCUAGUAUAAGUCUUAUGUAUGUGGGCUUAGUAGCUGUUUCUGUAAUGUAUUACAAAAAAAUAUUACAGAUGUUGAACAAAAUAUGUUUUACAUCAUUUUUGUAUAAAAAAUAAACAUCUAAAAAAAGGUUACAUAAUUAAGAUGUACUAUAAAGUUUUACUAAGUAUGAAGCAGCGCCGUCUAGUAAAAUUCCAUAUAAAUCGCAGUAAAUGUCAACGCUCGAAACGAAUUUAAAUUAAUGUAAACUCAAAUUAAACAUCAUAUUUUACACAAUCACAUAUAUCACAAGCUAUUGUUUAAUAUUUAUUGAAAAUUCUUAUUAAUACAUUUUUUGUAUUAAGUAUUUAAUGUCAUGCUAUGUAAUGUAGUGAGUUAUAUAUAAAUAAAAACGCAUUGUUUUUCAUGUGUCAAAUUAUUAUAUGAGACUUGACAAAGUAUAUAUUUCAUAAUAAUAGUAAAUGCUUUACUUUGUGAGAUAAUUAAUAAUAUGCAUAAUUUAAAUGCCAGAGAUGUAAUCACUAAUGGCUGUUAUAUAAUAGUACCUUACCUUAUAUAAUAUGUUUAUUUUUGUAAAUUUCUUUCUCACUCUAAUUUGCUAUAUUUUCAUUAAUAAUUGUAACUUCGUUAUUAUAACUAUUUGUAUAAUAAAUAACCUUUCUACAUAAGCUUACUUCAGUGGACAUUCUCUCCAUGCAUUGUUGAUAUGAAUAUUGUAUAAUCUGUAAACUUUUAGUUUAAUCCUAUCUAGUCUAUUGUCUAUGACUAAACAUCUAUGAAACCUUUUCAUUAGACUUAGAAUCAUAUUUAUUUCAGUUUCAUUUUAUAAAAACCGAAUUGUGUGUUAUAAUUUUAAGUCCAUCUCGAAUUAAGUUUACAUAAUAUUUAAAAUCAUAUUUUCACAUAUUAUUUUAAUUUAAUUUAAAAAAAAUGUCUGAUAACCGACACAAAGUAUGUGAAAAUUUUGCAACAUUUUAAUAAAAAGGACUUUGUACUUAGUAUAUACAAACACUCAUAUACAUUUCCUUACAUAAAUGCUAAUGUAAAUAUUUUGUAUGGUUGUGACCAUCUGAGAGUGGAGUUAUAGAUAAGUUUUAUUAGAAUGGUAUUUUUUUUAUAUAAAUGAUAAUUGUUUUAUUUAAUAAUUAUUUUUAAUCUAAUAAGGAUGUAAGGAAUGCAAGGAAAAAAUGUAAUCUGCGUAAACAGUGCAACCUUUGUCAUAUUUUGGCUAUAGAUAAAAUAUAUAGAAAAAAAGAUUGACUUUAUUUUGGCUUGUAUAUGUGGUAAAGUUUGGGGAAUUAAAUUGCUAUGAUUAUACUUUCACUGGCAUUUUACACUAAUAUGAAUAUUAGAAUUAGAUUAUCUUCCUGUUAUAAAGUACUUAGAAUAAGCAAAAGUGAGAUUGUAAGAAGGAUAUGUACUGUGAUAAAGAUAUUGUAUCAUUCAUUGAUUAUUGUUAAGUUGAUAAAGUGAGGGUUUUAAAUUGUUGAUAUGGUGACUGGUGAUGUGUAUUCUCUCAGAGUUCUUUGGUCUAGUGAAUGACAAGCAACUAACCAUAGUGCACCCAUAGCUUGGCUAAACUUAAGUAUUCAGCAUCAUCAUGUGAAUACAAACUGCACCUGGGAUGAUACUUAAGUCGACUACUUAGUCUUACUUCCUGUUUACAUGUUGUUUUUAAAUAUAUAUCAUAUAACUA